UCUCAGUAAACAAAACAGACUACUCCAUUGAAGAGCUAUAGAUACAAUCUUGUGUACGUAUAUCUCCGAUCAAAAUCAUCGCAAUUCACGAAUUCAGGCACUCACCGCGGACGAUCGGAGAUGCCGCCGAAGAAAAUGGGAGUGAACAGCAAAGCCGAGGCGGCUCGGUCUCGCAAAAGCGCCACCGAGAGCGAGCGAAAAGAUCGCGAAGCUCGCGAGAAAGAAGAACAGUACUGGCGGGAAGCCGAGGGCGCGAAAUCACGCGCCGCGAAGAAGCGCGAAGAGGAAGCGGAGAAGCGCGCCGAAGCCGCGGCUCGGAAAGCCGAGGCGAAGCGAUUGGCGGAGAUAGAGGAGAAGGAGCUGGAGAAGGCGGUGAAGAAGACGGAUAAGAAGGCGAAUCGAGUUUCAAUACCGGUCCCGAAAGUCACCGAGGCGGAGCUGAGGAAGCGGAGAGAGGAGGAGCAAGCGGAGAUGAAGAAGAAGGCUGAGGAGGAUAAGAGGAGGAGUAGUAGGACUGCGGCUGAGGAGGAGUAUGAGAGUGUUGUACUUGUGGCGAAUACGAAUCGAGAUGAGUCGGUAAUUGAGGCGAGGUCGGUGGAGGAUGCUAUUGCGAAGAUGAGUGUGGUGGAGAGUUUGCCUGUUGAUAAGCAUCCCGAGAAGAGGCUCAAGGCUGCUUUUAAGGCAUUUGAAGAAGCUGAGCUUCCAAAGGUGAAAGCAGAGAAACCAGGGCUUACUCACACUCAGUACAAAGACAUGAUAUGGAAGCUGUGGAAGAAAUCUCCCGACAAUCCUCUUAACAAGGUUGCUGAGAAGGCAUGAUUGGAUGCUUUGGAGAUGGAGGAAUUAUCAGAUCUAGUUGUAAAGCAGUAGCUUCAUGUGUAUCCUAAUGUCACAUUUGUUUGUAUGCCCAGUCAGGGCCUGCAAUCUUGUUCUCUUUUGUAUCUCUAAAGGUUUAACUAAUAUGAUAAACAACCUGCUAUUUUAGCUCCAUGGGAUUAUGGAAAGUUUUAACAAUUGCUUCUCUGUUGACAUACCUAUAUUUGGUAUGAUGAGAAAUCAGAAGAUUAUUGGCAGUCCAUUUGUUCUGUUCA
Daucus carota subsp. sativus is the source of this 1091-nucleotide messenger RNA. RefSeq lists its product as uncharacterized. Gene Ontology annotation, cellular component: nucleus. Gene Ontology annotation, biological process: transcription by RNA polymerase II. Bases 121 to 819 code for a protein of 232 amino acids. The transcript is spliced from 3 exons. The record is from RefSeq and is a predicted model, not a curated record. NCBI's taxonomy places the organism in Eukaryota, Viridiplantae, Streptophyta, Magnoliopsida, Apiales, Apiaceae. Gene Ontology annotation, molecular function: transcription coactivator activity.